AUGAAGCAUUUUCAGUCUGAUAAAUUUCAGACACAGGAAAGAUCAGUUUGGAAUAUGGUUCUUUUUGCUGCAACCAUCUUCAUGUUUUUGCCUAAUAUCAAAUGCUAUAUUCUUCUUGGUAAAUGCAGUGUGGGGAACCGACUCUUCAUUAGGCACAAGCAGUAUAAUUCAGAAGAUCUGGUUAUUGGUGGAAUUACUUCUCAGAUUUACAUGUUUUCCAACACAAUGACAUUCACAAAGAAUCCAUCUAAAGAAACAGUUGAUGAUUUCCUGUAUUUUUUUAAAAAUUGGAAUUACUUAAAUAUUGAAUUACUAAACUACAAGUGUGAUUUCAAGGACAACGUGGUCACUGUUCUUGCAGGAUCUAAUGCUUUCAUUGGCCAGUUCAUGUCAAACAUUCUGAGUGUUUACAAGAUUCCACAGCUCACAUAUGGCUCAGCUCCAGUGAUAGAUGACAGCACACAGGUUGUUUUCUUGCACUGGGCAUUUCCAAAUGAAGAUCUUCAAGUCAAGGGAAUUAUCCAGUUAUUGCUACAUUUCCAGUGGAUAUGGAUUGGGCUGAUUGUCCAAAGUGCUGAGAAACGAGACAGAUUUCUACAGAAUAGACUUGCCACAUUUUCUCAGAAAGGUCUUUGCUUUGACUUUGUGGAAGAGUUACCAAAGGUAUCUGUUUCCAAUGAAAUUGUUGAUAUGUUUACAGGCUAUAUAAAAGUUUACAAUGUUGUAACAAUGAGAAGCAGUGCCAAUGUUGUGAUAAUCUAUUGUGAAAACCAAGAAACAGCUGUAUUGAGAAAGUUGCCAUAUCUUUCAGAAUUUGAGGACACAGCAGUGAAGAGAAAAGACAAAAUUUGGAUAAUUCCAGCUCAGAUGGAGUUCUCAUCACUCCCCUUUCAAAGAUAUCGAGCUAUGGAUUUCAUGCAUGGUUCUCUUUCUUUUCAAGUUUCCUCAAAGGACAUCUUCGGCUUCAAGAGAUUUCUCCAGAUGAGAAAACUUACUUCAGGAGAUGAAGACAGUUUGAUCAGAGCAUUUUGGGAAAGUGCAUUUGAAUGUUCUUUCUCCAAUGCCAUGUUAGAGGAGGAUGCUGAGAAUGGGUGCACCGGUGAGGAGCAACUGGAGACCCUUCCUAAGUCUGCCUUUGAGACCGUUAUGACUGGUCAGAGCUAUAGUGUCUACAAUGCAGUCCAUGCUGUGGCACAUGCUUUGCAGGCCAUGCUUUCAUCCAAAAACAAACUCAAGGCGAGAGGAAAAGACUCAGAACAUAAAACAUUGAAUCAAUAUGUGUGGCAGGUAAGACAUUUGAGAACCGUUUCAUUUAAUAACAGUGCUGGAGAAAAUAUUUUCUUUGAUCAAAAUGGAGAAAUAGCAACUGGAUUUGAUGUCAGCAACUGGGUCAUUUUCCCCAACCAAUCCUUUGAUCGAGUCAAAGUUGGGAAGGUAGAUCCCUUUGCUCCCCCAAACAACCUGCUCUCCAUUUCUGCACAGGACAUUAUCUGGCCCACCACGUUUAACCAGGCACAACCCUUUUCUGUAUGCAACAACCACUGCAUUUCAGGGUAUAGCAGGAUAAAAAGAGAAGGGAAGCCAUUUUGCUGCUAUGAUUGCCUUCAGUGUCCAGAAGGGGGGAUUUCAAACAAGACAGAUGCAGAUUACUGUUUUCAGUGUUCAGAAGCCCAAUACCCAAACAAAGCUCGCAAUCUUUGCAUUCCAAAGCACAUCAUAUUUUUGUCUUCUGAACAUCCUCUGGGACUCACGUUGACAACUAUUGCUUUAUUUUUUUCUGUCACAUCAGCUUUGGUGCUUCAGAUCUUUAUUAAUCAUCAGGACACUCCCAUAGUCAAAGCCAACAACAGAAACCUCACCUACAUUCUUCUCAUUGCUUUUCUGCUCUCCUUCCUUUGCAGUUUGCUCUUCAUUGGGCAACCUGAACAAGUGAAAUGUCUCAUGCAACAAACUGCUUUUGGCAUCAUCUUCUGUGUAGCAGUUUCUUGUAUAUUGGGGAAAACAACCAUUGUGGUUCUUGCUUUCAUGGCCACAAAGGCAGGCUCUAAAAUGAGGAAAUGGGUGGGAAAAAGGCUGGGUAACUUGAUUGUCCUAUCUUGCUCCUUGGCACAGUUCACCAUUUGUGUAGUGUGGCUGGCUAUUUCUCCCCCAUUCCCAGAUUCUGACAUGCAUUCCAUGGCUGAAGAAAUUGUCUUGCAACGCAAUGAAGGUUCAACCACAAUGUUUUAUGCUGUCCUUGGUUUUAUAGGAUUCUUGACUACUAUUAGCUUUACAGUGGCGUUCUUUGCUAGAAAGCUACCUGACAGCUUUAACGAAGCUAAAUUUAUCACCUUCAGCAUGUUGGUCUUUUGUAGUGUCUGGGUAUUAUUUGUUCCCACUUAUCUGAGCACCAAGGGCAAGUACAUGGUGGCGGUGGAGAUCUUCUCCAUUUUGGCUUCUGCAGCUGGAUUACUGGGCUGCAUCUUUUUCCCCAAAUGCUACAUUAUUGUUCUGAGGCCUGAUUUGAACAGAAAGGAGCAGCUAAUAAAGAAAUAA
Python bivittatus (Burmese python) is the source of this 2535-nucleotide messenger RNA. Lineage: Eukaryota; Metazoa; Chordata; Lepidosauria; Squamata; Pythonidae. The record is from RefSeq and is a predicted model, not a curated record.